CAGGCAGCAGGAUGUGUGCAAUGGGGCGCGUGCGGGGGGCAGAGAGGGGGAGACCGUCCGCCUUCCGCUCGCAUCCCUUUCUUUUCGUACAGGCUGCGCAAGGCCGGUGAGAGACGGCAUAUCAGCUGCAAUCGCGCUUGGGGGAAGUGAUUUGUCGCACAUUUACGGGAGGAUAAAGUCGCGUAUUAAUGCUGAGACCCGGGAGAGUUCAAUGUAGUUUUCAGUUUACAACAGAAUCAUUACAUUUUUCUUGACAUUAAGCGGAAGGCUGGGAUAUCCCGACGACGCAUCCCCAGGAUCGCCAUGUGGUAAGGGUGCCAGGCGGACGACGUAGACCUUGUCGCCGGCUUCCACAAACACGCCGCGCCUACAUUCAUACAAGUGGAGGCGAUGCACCUGUACGGAGCCGGCUUGCACUUUUCAUCGCCCGGAGCUACCGGUUUCAACGCUGCGCUGCUGCAUACGCUGAAUUUACGACUGAUUAAAGCGCGCUGCUGGAUCGCACAUUUUAUCAGGGAUCUUGUAAUGGGCGUAUGAUACUCGGAAUAUAGGGCAAAUGAAAUACACAAAGUUGUUUUUAUGUAUCGAUCAGCUUGAAACAAGGAUAGGCGUAUUAAAAGAUGUCCGCAACAGUAAUGCAACAGCAACGGCAGACGGAGCUUUGACAAAACAUCGAACCUCCUCCCUUUUCGGUGAAUUUUCAAUUGAUUUAUUCACCCGAAACCUAUCUACCCAAGAGAUAAUAAGAAGAUACAGCAUUAACAGAUUAAACGAAGCUUGUCAGUGUGUCGAUGAAGAACCGCGGGGAUGACAUAGCCAGCAAAUCUGCAGCGACGUUAGUGGUAUUGUUUUUAUCUUGCGAACUUGUGGGGGAGUAGUAUUGCGGUGUCAUGGUACAUAAUAUGUUGGUCUUACAAUAUCCUAGUAUGUUGGUCAUUUCGUGAUAUUAGCUACAUGUUUGGGCUGUUGCAUCUGAAACGUGGACACGGUGCGGUAUUUAUUAUUCUAAACGACAAUGGUUUUCCUUGAUAAAUAUACAGUAUCGGGGUAACAGAUUAUACUGUGUGGGUUUUAGAAAUCUAAUGAAUACAGAUGUGUUAAGUUCCGCCCUUCAACGUUAUGCAUCGAAUAUAGUCUGAAAUUAAUAUUUGAGAAGUCAUCAUGCCAAAAGUGGUACAAAAGUGGUGCCACCGGGCCGCAUAAAGUUGCGCCGAUCGCUGUCACACUGCGCGUGCAUGGUUUCCCCGUGUAGCCGGCGGCUGCCUGUGCUCGAAGCCCCCGAUGGUGCUGACCCAGCGCUGGGAGAGGCUCGCAACCCGCAGUGUGUUCCUCGACCCGCCGUCGCGACUGCGCUCCAGGAUGCUGCGGCAGCUCCUCCACGAAGGACUCAGGACGUCUUUCUACAGGCUCGGACACUUUAUUGCCAACCACCCGGUCUUCUUCGCCUCGGCGCCCGUGCUCAUCUCCAUCCUGCUCGGCGCCAGCUUCAGUCGCUACCGCAUCGAGGAGAACGUGGAGCACCUGUUGGCUCCCAAGCACAGUUUGGCCAAGAUAGAGGGAAACUUGGUGGACAGCCUGUUUCCCGUCAACAGAUCGAAGCACACUCUGUACUCGGACCUGCAGACACCGGGGAGAUACGGCCGCGUGAUUGUCACCUCCGGGCGUGGAAGCGUCUUGGACCAACACCAUGUUGAUCUUAUUCUGAACCUCCACAGCGCCAUCACCCGAAUCCAGGUGGACAUGCUGGGCUUCAACUACACCUUUGCACACCUGUGCCUGCUGGAUGACAGCAAUAGCUGCAUCGUGGACGACAUCCUGCGUGUGCUGGAGGAGCUGCGGGUGUGGCGGGCAUCCAACCGGACAGCGCCGGCCCUGCGCUACCCCAUCACUCGGCUGCGCGACGGCCGCGAGGCCUACAUCGGCCACCAGCUGGGCGGGGUGCAGAGGGUCGGUCGCGACGGGGCUGCAGUGCGCUCCGCCCGCGCCCUGCAGCUCACAUACUACCUGCAGGCGGCUGGGCCGCUCAACGAGGCGGUGGCAUCGCGCUGGGAGAGCCAGUUCUGCCGCAUGCUGGAGCACUUCCGGGAGGCGCACCCGGAGCUGGGCCUGCUGCCCUUCACCUCCUCCUCGCUGCAGCGCGACUUCCAGCGAAGCAGCCAUGUGGCUGGGCGCCCCCUGCUGGGUGGCCUAGCACUGUGCGCGCUGCUCGCACUGCUGUGCUGCUCCAUGCGAGACUGUGUGCGCUCCAAGCCCUGGCUGGGCCUCCUCGCCUUGGUCACCGUGGGUCUGGCCACCCUCACUUCGGCCGGCAUCGUCAAUCUCACCGGGGGCAAAUACAACUCCACCUUCCUGGGCAUCCCGUUCAUCCUGCUGGGUCACGGCUUGCUGGGCACCUUCGAAAUGCUGUCAUCGUGGCGCCGCACGAGGGAGGACCAGCACGUGAAGGAGCGCGCGGCGGCCGUCUUCUCAGACUCCAUGCUGCCCUUCAGUGCCAGCACCGCCAUGUACCUGGUGACGUUCGGCAUCGGGGCCAGCCCCUUCACCAACAUCGAGGCGGUGCGCCUCUUCUGCAGGAACACCUGCGUGGCCAUCGUGUUCAGCUACCUCUAUGUCCUCACCUUUUACGGCGCCAACCUUGUCUUUGCUGGCUACCUGGAAAACAACUACCAGCACAGCCUCUUCUGCCGGAAAGUGCCCCGGCCAGAGGUGCUGCAGCAGAGGCCCAGCUGGUACCGCUGUCUCAUGCACACGCAAUACAAUGAGGAGGCCACUGAACCGAGCGACCUCCGUGCCUACGAGCGCCAUCUGCUGGUGUCCUUCGUGAAGCACUACUACUGCGACUGGAUCACCAACACAUAUGUGAAGCCCUUUGUGGUCCUCUUCUACCUGGUCUACGUCUCCUUUGCUCUCAUGGGUUACCUCCAGGUUAGCGAGGGCUCUGACCUCAGCAACAUGGUUGCUACAGAGACUAGCACCAUUGCCUACACGCGGGCUCAGCAGAGGUUCUUCAGCAGCUACAGCCCGGUCAUUGGUUUCUACAUCUACGAGUCCAUCGAGUACUGGAAUGCCAGCGUGCAGGAGGACCUCCUGGAGUACACCAAGGGCUUCGAGAGGAUCUCCUGGUUUGAGAGCUACCUGGGCUACCUGCGUAGCCUCAACCUGAGCUCCACGCUGCCCCGGCACAACUUCACUGAGCUGCUGCGGCAUGGCUUCCUCAAGCAGCCGCAGUUCCUGCACUUCUCCGACGACAUCAUCUUCGCCCGCCGCAGCGACGGCGAUGCCGACGUAGCCGCCUCGCGUAUGUUCCUCGUCGCCAAGACCACCGAGAACAAGAGGGAGGAGAUGUCGGUCUUGCUGGACACGCUCCGCCGGCUCUCGCAUACUUCACGCGUGAAGUUCAUCAUCUUCAACCCCUCCUUUGUCUAUAUGGACCGCUAUGCUGCCUCCGUGUGCGCGCCACUUAACAACGCCUGCAUUGCCGCCCUCUUCCUGCUCUUCUUCUCCGCCUUCCUGGCAGCCGACCCGCUGGUAAAUGUGUGGCUCACAGUCACUGUGGCAUCGGUGGCCUUCGGGGCGGUUGGCUUCAUGACUCUGUGGCGGGUGGAGCUGGACUGCGUCUCCGUCCUCUGCCUGAUCCACGGUGUGAACCAUGCCAUUGACGCCGGCAGCCCCCUGGUCUCUACGUUCGCCUUGGGCCGGGACUACACACGCACACGCUGGGUGCAGCAGGCGCUUGAGCGGCACGGGGUGCCCCUGCUGCAGACCUACCUGUGCUAUGGCGCCGCCCUGCUGCCCCUGGCCGCCGUGCCGUCCAAUCUGACCCGCACACUCUUCCGGUGCCUCUUCCUCACAGCACUCAUCACUCUUUUCCACUGUUUGGCCAUCCUGCCUGUGGUUCUAACCUUCCUGCCGCCAUCCAAGAAGAAACGGAAGGGCAAGAAGGCCUCCGAGAACAGGGAGGAGAUCGAGUGUGUGGAGAUGGCAGAUAGUACUCGCGUGGUUGAUCAAAUUACCACUGUUUAACUGGCAGAAGCAGAAGAGCCCAGGAUGGGCCAGGGCACACAGUAUGGGAGGAGAUGAUGACAGCAUCUGGCAGGGCUGGAUGGCAGAGCUUCAUACAUGGAGAUUAGUGUGAGCGGAGCCAGCGACCAAAGUGGGUGUGGCCUGAUAUGAGGGUGGGUGAGUCCCAGACUCAAGUCUGCAGUGGUCCAGUGCAGUGUCCACAGCAUUAGCUGUGGUGUAAAGGUUUGUAAGUCACUCCUGAAUAUGGUUUGGACAGCAUUCAGAAAUUCAUAGCUUAGCGUGAAUUAGAAGUAUUCAUUCACACGUUUCACCAUCUGUGAUUUGAACAGUAAUAGGUGCAGCAUAUGGUCCUGUCUCUGUCAAGUGUACUGGGUGAAGGACAAACACGGAUGCACUGCUCCCAUGUUCGUGAUGGUUGUAUGUCUUUACUGGACUGUAGAUCUCGUUGUCAUAGUGACCUGUUACUUGAGGCAUUUCUGUCGAGGUUGGCUGAGCUGUCAUGAUGAAAUGCUGUUCUAGGCCUAACUGUGAAAGUGAGUGUCUUGCUCCCUGUGGUGAAUUUCUCAUGUAAGGCCUGUGUCAGAGUGUCAUGUCUGGUUGAAUUUUACAGUGGUGAAAUUCAGUCCAGGGAACGCAAUGACUGGCCCAGUUGAAAUAGAAGAAUAGGCAGAGUUUAGGCAGAGACAUCAGCUGGGUACUGGUUUGGUGGAUGAAUGUCAGAGCAGCUGUAAGGAUCACAGGGUGUGACUCGGUGUUAGAGCAGAACCGCAGACUGACAUGGUUACGGUUAGGGCCACUCUUAUAGCCUUGGGUGGUUUGUGUAGCUGGAGUGUGUAUCUAUACAUUAAAGUUGAAUUUACAUGAAGGAAAUUUAAUUUAAAAUUGAUUUGAAUAACUCCACGUUAAAGUGUUCAGUGCCGAUGACUUAUGCAGCACAACUAAAUAUAAUUAUGAUGUGGACUAGCUGAAGUAUAAAAUAAAUGUGAUUUACUUUAUAAAUUCUGUUCAUGUAAACUGAAAUAAUAUGAAAACCACCCCAGCAACCCUCCAAAAUGACAAAUUGUGUCGACUGCAGUUUUUUUUAGGAAGCGCAUAAUUCUAAAUGAUUUUUAUUUAUUAGGUAGUCUAACGUUAAUAUAUACAGAUCGAACCAUCCUUUGCCAAGUACAGUUACUCACUGCGAGGAGUGUGCAUUCUGGUGUAUGAUUUUUUUUCUACAAAUACUGUCAGCACCCAUUUGAAUGCUGUAGAAAAGCUACCUGAAAAUACAGCAUCGACCUUGCAGAAAAUCAAUGCCGCAUUGGACAGCGUUGCUGAGCUGCUCGAAAAUAUAUUCUUUGGAAAGAGCUAUGCAUCCAUCCUCACAGGGGGUCUGGAGCUGGUCCCAGGCAGCAAAGUGCAUGGGGCUGGGGGACACCCUGGAUGGGAUGCCAGUCCAUCACAGGGUCCAAACAUAUACUGUCAUUCACCGGCAUGCAAAGUCCACACACAAAUAUUAUGAAAGCUAGUGAAUUUCAUUUUAUGUUCGACAUUGAACACAUAACAGAACAUGUCCAUGCAAAGCUGGUCUGGAGUUCAAAGUUCUAUAAGCAGGAUGUUUGUCCAUCAGUCCAUCUUCCAUAGUGCCUGUCCAGUUUGACACUGGAGCCAGUCCCAGUCGGCACAGGGAAACGGACCUGGGGCCUCCUUCGCAAGUUGCCCAUCCAUUACAGGGCCCAAGAGAUCACGCUCAGUCACACAGGUGGACAAGGAAGGAAAGGGUCAAACCCACAGCCCUGGAGGGUUUUCCUUCUGCCAAAUGUAGUGCUUUUUAUAGCAUUGGGAUGAAUGGAUAUAUGGAUGAAUAUAGCCCAGUAAUUAGACGUGCUCUCGGCGUAAGAAGGAAAGUAACAGAGCUGCUAUCCAUUAAUCAAAUGAGUUUCUAAUGCGCUAUUUGCUUCACUUGUACGUUGCUUCGGACAAAUGCGUCGGCUAAAUGAUGUAAAUUUAAUCAAUACGUGACUGGCAGCAUGCUCCAGGACGGACUGCUGGCAGGCGGCCUGAUGGAUGACAGCCAGUAGUCUUACGUAGGUGAUUACGGUCGCAAACGGUCCACGGAAGUAAUUCCGGUCUGAGACACAUUACAGUGCUAAUGGGAAAUAUGGGACUAAUACUGUUGAAAUAUUAACCAUUGCCAAAGGAAAUAUUUGUUUUACAGGAAUUUAAUGGUAUUGUCAGCUAAUUACUGUGACCAUCAUAUCCUGACUGUUUAUUGAUCCAGAUAAUCAAAUUCUCUAUGUGGAAAAAAAUGCUUAUGGGAUAAACAUGUUCUGAGGGCAGACAGAAAAAUGAUUGGUUCAGAGAGAUAACAAAUCAGAUUGUACAGGGGGUGGGUACAAGCCACUAGAGACAUCUGAUUGGUUGGUCCCGCCUCCUGUAGUUGUGAGGAACCCCCCUCCACUACAAUCUGAUUAUCUCAGAUCAUUUUUUGUUCUGCCCUCAGAAUAUUUUUGUGUAAGUAAAACUUCUAUAAGCAAGAAAAAAACCUAAAGGACUCAUAAUGUAGUGCUCGAAAGGGGAACUUUGAAGUGUCUGUGUGGAUGUAACCAUUACAUUACGUAAAUGUUAGUCAGUAGUGUAGAUCUGAAGAGAAUCCUCACGCCGGCGCGCUAUCAGGGUUGAAUUUAACGUAGAUGUGAGAUGUGCUUGCAAACCCAUGUGACAGUUCGACGCAUCGAUUUCGGGCCUAUGUUUAAACGUAGGAGCUGCUUGCCCAGUUUUGGGUAAUUUCAUAUUAUGCAAAGGAAUGCUUAUCUAAAAUUGAUAUAUGUUCUGCUGCGGCCUUUUUCAUUAUUCGGUACUAAAAUAUCAGUUAUAGUUUUUUGCUAUACUUUAUCGCCAUUCUGAGUAUACUAAUGAUGAGCUUCUGAUAUAUUUAUUAACGACCACAUUGAGAAUAGCUAGGAGUACUUGGGAAUGCAGGAAUAAGAUUGUCUGGGCCCCUUAGCGGUGGAAGGAUAUACCAAAAACUGCAGUGGGACGUGGUAUAGGUCUUAUUACAGAGCAUUCAAACAGGACCCAGCACUGGAAGUGCAUCACCUGAAAGGCUGCUUGGGGGCACUGGGAGGGCAGGCUGUCAUGGUCAUAAACACUCAGAAAGCUGUAAAGUGCCCACAGAUUGUUUGGGGGUCGGUACAGUAUGUGGUGGUAUCUGCCUUUGCAGCAGUGCACCAAACUACUAUUUAUUUAUUUGUUUGUUUGUUUGUUUGUUUGCUACAUAUUCACUUAAUAUAAUAACCCUUUGCAGGCAGAGCUACGUAUAUGUGAAGGCAUAUAUGGGUAUAUAGGUAGGUAUGUAGCCAGGUGGGUUUCAGUGUAGGAGUAUACCACUGUGGGGCCACUGAGACAGGGAUAUACCACUGCAGAGCAGUCUUGGCCUGUAAUACACCACCGCAGAGUGAGAGACCUGGUGCGCCUACGAGGUAAAUGCACCAUCAUACUUCCUGUAGAUCACAGCACCCUGUAGAUGCGGUCUGGGCUGGAACAUAGCAUUGUGGAGUACGCCUGGGCUGGGCCUGCCACCGCAGAGGCACUCCCAUCUGAAAUGCCCCACCUCAGUUUUGUUGGUCUUUGUGAGCUCUCUCAAGGGGUCUCUAGGCUUAUGAUUUGAGCGGCUGUCUGUGCUUGAAAGCUUCUACCCUUUAAGAUCUGUAAAGUACACUUUCUCGAUUGCCCUCAUUUUAUAAAUGAGCUCUGCAUUUAGCGAGAGAGCUGCAGGCGUCUGAUCUCUGUAAACCCUGCCUCUAGUCGCCCUCCGCUCCUUCUGUCGUUACCGUAGUCCCGCGGUUUCCAGCUGCGUCCAGGCGAUGCUGUGCGCUGUGAAGCUGUGGAUUUGUGGCCGUGUCAGGGGGUCGAAGGGAGGGUGGCCGCUGUGCUAUGCUGUGUCUGACAUUCCGCAGCGUUAUGCAGGUGAAAUGAAGGCGUGUGCCUGCUGGGACCCCCACCGUAGUGUCUCUGUACCGGCAGUGAACAUGCUGCUCUCUGUUAAUCCGACACACACAUCUACACACAUUCACAGCACUGAUCGCUGGAUCAGACAAACAAAUCCUUUUCCUACACACACACAUACACACCUGUGAAUUUCUCCCUCUGCUCAGACACAUUGAUAAUUGAAAUGUCACUGUUGUUACUUCUGACAAAGACCCUGCCAUUUUUUGUAACUGUUUAUACAAGUUGAAGAUGAAUAAAGUAAAUCGUGUUAAAACAGUG
Messenger RNA from Brienomyrus brachyistius, 8271 nucleotides. It is a transcript of the gene ptchd1, whose product is annotated as patched domain containing 1. NCBI's taxonomy places the organism in Eukaryota, Metazoa, Chordata, Actinopteri, Osteoglossiformes, Mormyridae. The record is from RefSeq and is a predicted model, not a curated record. Gene Ontology annotation, biological process: chemical synaptic transmission; cognition. The transcript is spliced from 3 exons. The coding region runs from base 1282 to 4023 and encodes 913 amino acids. Gene Ontology annotation, cellular component: plasma membrane; synapse.